Molecule: messenger RNA, 1314 nt
Organism: Brachypodium distachyon (stiff brome)
Lineage: Eukaryota; Viridiplantae; Streptophyta; Magnoliopsida; Poales; Poaceae
Product: pre-mRNA-splicing factor SPF27 homolog
Exons: 7
Coding region: 175-948 (257 amino acids)
Biological process (GO): mRNA processing
Cellular component (GO): catalytic step 2 spliceosome; Prp19 complex; precatalytic spliceosome
Source: RefSeq, a predicted model, not a curated record
UCUCAAGGGCCUGUGCUGAGAAGCAAACGGCCCAGGCGUCCUGCGCUUCUUCCUCCAUCGGAAGUUCGGAACACUCCCGUUGCUCCGAGCGGCGCGACAUCCGAGCUUAACCCUACCCCAGCGCCCCCCUCUCUCUCUUUCUCCCCGGCUACCUGCGCGCGCGCGGCCGCCGUGAUGGCCCUGUCGGCGACGAGGGAGGUGCUCAUGCUUGAGGCGCCACCAGCCGAGGCGGCGGGGGUGCCGUGGCGCUCGCCGCCAGACGCGGAGGUGGUGGACGCGCUGCCCUAUAUCGACGGUGACUACGGCGACCCGUCGGUGAAGCGCGAGGUCGACCGCCUCGUUGAGGAAGAGAUGCGCCGCGCGCACCGCAAGCCAGCCGACUUCCUCCGCGACCUGCCCCCCGUCCCCGCCUUUGGAUUCGAGAACAAUCCGAUGCUUGCAAAAGAGUACGAUCGUGUUCGAGCUGGCAAGCCACCUGCUACCAUAGAGAUGUCUCGGUAUGGUUUGGAGCCACCUCCAGCGAACAAGAGGAAUGAUGUCGCUGCUUGGAGGCAGGCUUUACGGAAUGCUCAGAGUCAGUUGCAGCAUCAAAUUAUAAGGAUUGAAAAUUUGGAGCUUAUGCUCAAGCAUGGUGUUGAGGUUUGGAAGCUGCAGAACAGAAAAAUGGAAUCAAUUUUGUCCAGGAUGCAAAAAAUGGCUGUGGAAUACAAUGAGAAGAUAGAAAUUGUCAACCGCGAGAGGAAAUUCCACCAGCAAAACACUGGUGGACAGCUCCAUGCCUUGACAAUAGAAUGGCAGGAGCUUUGUCAGAAAAAUAUAGCUAUUCAAGCCGCCUGUGUUGAUUUGCAGAAUCAGAUUGAUCAGCUUAAACUUGAAGCUAAAGAGCAGGGAAUGCCAAUGGAUGAUAGCACUGAAAAUAACCCACAAGCAUCAGUAGGGAUCAUGUGAGAUUGUGAGAUCUUUCUACAGAUACAAAUGUAGGAUGGAAGAAGCUUUGGCACUCCCAUGAGAUGUCAGCUAGACCUGCAACUCAGUUCCAGAUACCUACCCAGGCUGCUACCAUGUCAAAUCCCAUUUGUGGACUGUGUGAUCUUUAUGUCACGUGAGAACAUGUGCUGCGGCUGGGGGACACCCGAUAGAGAAACAGCUUAAAUCCAUGUAUUUGUUGUCUGGUAGAGUGUUAGUUUUCUGUUGAUUGCAAAUGGGUGUCGACUUUUCAGGGUGUAAAUUUGUACCUUAACAUUAAGUAUUGGCCGAAACUUUUGCCUAUUUAGCACUGCUCGUUUCAGAAAAUUAUACUGCGCCUUGCAGCCA